AGAUAAAUCUGAUGCGGUAUUUGAUAUUACAGAAAAAUGUGGUGAAAUUCUGGAUGCAGAGAUGUCUGAGGACGCUGACCACAACUUAACACCGGCCCUCGACAGCUUGUCUUAUGGAGUACCGAAUCGAGCAGGACCUGAGAAUUCACUGCAGGGUGAUGAUCAUGAUUAUUUUCUGAACUCUGGGGAUCUUGCAGGCAUACCUGUUGUUGGGAGUGACAACGAAGAUGAUCAGAAUUUCACUCCAAAAGACACUCUUUCUGCAGCAAUUCAUGAUGAAGAUCAUCUGGAAGAGGGCAAGAGAGUUCCAGAUCAUGAACUGGACAGUGAAAAAGAAAUUCAGGUUCAGAAUGCAAUCCAGAAGGAUCUCACUUCCCCCUUUGAGCAGGGCCCUGUAUUUAAAUCACUUCGAAAAGAUUUUAGCAUAACACGAGAUAAUGGCAAAGAGACUUUUUCAGCAAAGGACAAGAAUAGAGAAGGACAUUUUCAAGAACGUGAAAAACGCUUGGAAAAAAUCCCUAAAGAUAUGGAUUCUAGAUUGAAAAGCAGUUUUCUUGACAAAGCAGUUCAUAAUCAAGUAGAAGAAACAUUACGGACGCAGUUAGCGCCACAAACUCCAGAAACUAACUUCAGGGAGUCUAGCUACCUAUUUUCUAGUAAGGAAUCUAUUGGACAAGAGCUGGGGAAUUCCUUUGCACCAAAUAUUAGAAUUAAGAAGGAGCCUUUGGAUGACGAAUAUGCUAAAGCUAUGGCCCCACAGCAGGGACUAUUAGACAAAAUUAAAGAUGAACCUGGUAAUUCUGAGGAGUACGGCCAGCAGCCAAAAUCUCAGGAAGGGGAGCUGAAAAUCAGUGCUGUAUUUUCAGUCAGUGGCAAUCCUCUUGUUCCACAGCUGUCAUCAGGUUUCCAGCCUGCUGUGGCAUCCUCUGGCAUGAGUAAAAUGCUACCCUCAGUUCCAAGCACAGCUGUUCGGGUUUCCUGUUCUGGCUGUAAAAAAAUCCUGCAGAAGGGGCAAACUGCCUACCAGAGGAAAGGCUCAACCCAGCUCUUCUGCUCCACACUGUGCCUCACUGGAUACACCAUUCCAGCUUCUCGCCCACCAGCUUCUACCAAGAAAACCUGCUCAAGCUGCUCAAAAGAAAUUCUAAACCCAAAGGACGUAAUCACUGCCCAGUUUGACAACACAGACUCCAGUAAGGAUUUCUGCAGCCAGUCUUGUCUGUCCACAUAUGAACUGAAAAGGAAGCCCAUUGUCACUAUCCACACCAACAGCAUUUCCAGCAAGUGCAGCAUGUGCCAGAAGAAUGCAGUGAUCAGGCACGAGGUGAAUUACCAGAACGUGGUGCACAAGCUCUGCAGCGACGCCUGUUUCUCCCAGUUCCGCUCGGCCAACAACCUGACCAUGAACUGCUGUGAAUACUGUGGAGGAUACUGCUACAGUGGCUCUGGCCAGUGUCACAUCCUGCAGAUAGAGGGACAGUCCAAAAAAUUCUGCAGUUCCAUAUGUAUGACAGGUUACAAGCAGAAGUCAGCUAAAAUUACACCCUGCACACUGUGUAAAUCUCUGAGAUCUUCAGCUGAGAUGGUGGAGGGCGCAAAUAACUUGGGGAAGAUGGAACUGUUUUGUUCUGUUAACUGUUUGUCAGCCUACAGAGUAAAAAUGGUCACUUCUUCAGGUGUUCAAGUUCAGUGCAACAGCUGUAAAACCUCAGCAAACCCUCAGUAUCACUUGGCUAUGUCAGAUGGGAGCAUACGCAAUUUUUGCAGCUACAAUUGUGUAGUAGCUUUUCAGAAUCUGUUCAACAAGCCUGCAGGACUGAACUCCUCAGUGGUGCCCCUGUCUCAGGGCCAGGUCAUUGUGAGCAUCUCCUCGGGGACAGUGGUCUCAGCCACUGGCACCACCUCCACUGUGUCCCCCAGCUCCACGAGCACCCCAGCUGCAGCAGGGCUCCAGAGGUUGGCUGCCCAGUGCCAGCAGGUCACCUUUACCCGCUCUGUUGUGAAAAUCAAGUGUCAGCACUGUAACAGAUCAUUUGCCACCAAACCAGAACUGCUUGAUUACAAGGGUAAAAUGUUCCAGUUCUGUGGGAAGACCUGCUGUGAUGAGUAUAAGAAGAAGGGCAAUAUGACAGCUUUGUGUGAAUACUGCAGGUUUGAGAAAAUUAUCAAGGAGACAGUGAGAGUCUCAGGCAUAGAGAGAACAUUCUGUAGUGAAGUUUGUAAACUGCUCUAUAAACACGACUUGUCUAAGCGCUGGGGAAACCACUGUAAAAUGUGCAGUUACUGUUUACAGACUUCCCCCAAACUGGUCCAGAGUCACUUUGGGGGGAAAACAGAGGAAUUUUGCUCAGAGGAGUGCAUGUCUAAAUUCACGGUUUUGUUUUACCAGAUGGCAAAGUGUGAUGGUUGUAAGAGACAAGGUAAACUCAGCGAGUCCAUAAAAUGGCAAGGGGAGAUGAAGCAUUUUUGCAAUCUGCUUUGUAUUCUGUUGUUCUGUAAACAGCAAGGUGCUCCUGACCCUCCACUCCCAAACAACACAGGUGCAGUCCCUACUGUGACAGCAAAAACAAUAGGAGAUGCAAGUACCCAGACAGAUGCCCUAAAGCUCCCAUCAUCAAAACCACCCAGGCUUCUGAAAAACAAAGCUUUAUUGUGUAAGCCAAUCACCCAGACUAAGGCCACCUCCUGCAAACCUCACACACAAAACAAAGAAUGCCAGACAGAAGAAGAAGCACCUGCUCAACCCCAGAUCAUUGUGGUUCCUGUUCCUGUACCAGUGUUUGUGCCAGUGCCCCUCCACCUCUACACCCAGUACACACCAGUUCCCCUGGGAAUGCCAGUACCUGUACCAGUUCCCAUGCUCAUCCCAACUACCCCGGAUAAUGCUGAUAAGAUCAUUGAAAAUAUUCAGGAAAACAAGGAAAAGAUUUCCAUUAAUCCAUUUGAAGCUGAUCUCCUUCAGAUGGCAGAAAUGAUUGCAGAAGAUGCAGAGAGAGAAAAAACACACUCUCAUGGUGGAUCUCAAACAUCCGAGCACGAGCUCUUCCUGGACCCCAAGAUAUUUGAGAAAGACCAGGGCAGCACGUACAGUGGAGAUCUGGAAUCAGAAGCAGUGUCCACUCCACACAGCUGGGAGGAGGAGUUGAAUCACUACGCCUUACGAUCCAAUGCCCUGCCAGAACCUGAUCCAGAACUCAAGCAGUUCUCCAAAACUGAUGUGGAACAGGACUUGGAGGCAGAUUUCCCAUCAGACUCAUUUGACCCUCUCAGUAAAGGACCGGGUUUACAUUCACGUUCACGGGCAAGACGGAGACACAGGGAUGGCUUCCCACAGCCAAAAAGAAGGGGACGGAAGAAGUCUGUAGUUGCUGUGGAGCCCCGGAGUCUGAUGCAGGGCUCCUACCCCGGCUGCUCUGUUUCUGGGAUGACCCUCAAAUACAUGUAUGGGGUAAAUGCCUGGAAAAACUGGGUCCAAUGGAAAAAUGCACAGGAGGAACAAGGGGACCUGAAGUUUUCAGUUCAUCCUGUGAAGCUCAAGGAGGACAUUCUCUCAUGCACAUUUGCUGAGCUGAGUUUUGGCUUGUGCCAGUUUAUUCAAGAGGUGCGGAGACCAAACGGAGAAAAAUACGACCCUGACAGCAUCUUAUACUUGUGCCUUGGAAUUCAGCAGUACCUGUUUGAGAAUGGUAGAAUAGAUAACAUUUUCACCGAGCCCUAUUCCAGGUUUAUGAUUGAACUUACAAAACUUUUGAAAAUCUGGGAACCUACAAUUCUUCCAAAUGGUUAUAUGUUCUCAAGAAUUGAAGAGGAACACUUGUGGGAAUGUAAGCAGCUGGGUGCAUAUUCCCCCAUCGUUUUGUUGAACACCCUUUUGUUCUUCAACACCAAAUACUUCCAACUAAAGAAUGUCAGUGAGCACCUGAAACUGUCCUUUGCCCAUGUUAUGAGGCGCACCCGAACUCUGAAGUAUAAUACUAAGAUGACAUAUUUACGUUUUUUCCCACCCUUUCAAAAACAAGAGGUAGAAUCAGAUAAAUUAUCAGUAGGCAAAAGGAAACGCAGUGAAGAUGAGGAGGUUCCAACAGCAGUGGAAAUGGCUGAAAACACAGAUAAUCCCCUCCGGUGUCCAGUCCGACUUUAUGAAUUUUACUUAUCAAAAUGCUCGGAAAGCGUGAAGCAGAGGAGUGAUGUGUUCUACCUGCAGCCCGAGCGCUCCUGUGUUCCCAACAGCCCCAUAUGGUAUUCCACAUUGCCAAUAGACCCAGGAACCUUGGACAUCAUGUUAACAAGGAUUCUUAUGGUGAGGGAGGUACACGAAGAACUUGCCAAAGUCAAAUCAGAGGACUCUGAUAUUGAGUUAUCAGACUAACUGCAGUGGGGUAUUUUCCUUUGAAUACACAUCAGAAGCACCAAAAUGUGAAUACGUCCAGCCUUUGGAAAAUGUGUAUCAAAAAAAGCCAAGAUAAUGUCACCUACAGGCAGAUUUUGUACCACAGUGGAUGUACAAACUGGAACUGGAAGGAAGCAAGCUGUGUAAGCUGCAAGUCCCAACGUCCUGCAGCACCGAUCAAUGCUCAGAACAAAUCCAAGUUGAACUCACCCAUUGGAUUGGUGCAUAAAUCCUUUAUCUGUUUAGGAUUUUUAAAAGUUGUGAGAUAUUUUUAAGGAAAAUGGUUGUGUAAAAUCUACCCUCACACUGGUGGGCAUGGAGAGCUAGAUUGUGGCUCAGGUGACUUCCCAGCCUGCUGGCUGGCAGCCCUUGCUGCCAAGGAACGCGUGGAGAUCCUUGAGCUCUUCGAGAGGAUACGAGAGAAAGGGGUGAGGUUUAGACAAACAGACACUUCUGUUAUAAAUACACCUACACCUACACUUUUAUAAUUAUUUUUUUUUUUUUGGAAACUGGGAUCAAAUGGUAGGAAGGCAGGAGCCACUGGCCAUCCCAAUGGACAACUCUGGCUGCUGUUAACUGGUCACACGAGGCCGGACUCCAGCUCCCGCUCCGGGUUCGCGCCAGCUCUAGCUGUGUUGGAAGAGGUGCUGUAGGUCAAACUUCCGAGUGACCUUUGGGGAAUGUCCAGGAGGGGAUGUCCUGGGCUCUGUGCAGAAUUCCUUUCCCAGCCCAGUAGCUCUGCAGUCUGUCCAUAUAACCCAGCAAAUACUGUGGUGCACGGAAAGUUUAUUUCCCUUAAGGCAGCUUUCCUUUCUCCUCUUUCCCUACUCCUAUGGUUUUGAUUAUUUUGUAAAGCAAAUCUAGAGAGGGCUUUGUCAUUUCAAACAGGAAUACACACACACUCUUUCUCUUUCCACCUUUGCAACAUGGGCAGUGUUGUACAAAGGAUGCAGUAUUACUUCUGACAACAGAACUGUGGUAGAAAAUGACCAUGUGUGUUUUUAUCCCGCCCCACCCAAAGAGAUUUAGUCAUAGUGUUGGAAAUUGAAAGAGAUUUUUUUUUUUAAGGCUUGGCUGUUACUGAGUCUUUUGGAAGAGAAAAGCUCCCAUGUGGUGUUUGGAGGACAGGACUUUAUCAGAUACUGUCUGUAUCUCUGUUUUCUCAAGCUCAAGGUGUGUGUUUCUGGUGACCAGUGGUCACAAAUUCAUUGGAAACCCAAGCUAUUUUUGAAGAGGAGAAUUGUAUUGUUUUUAUCUAGCUCUGGUCAGUUAUCCAUCUUCUGUAACAAGGGUCUGAUAUUUGAGCUUGUCACUAAAAUUUCAAGAGAUGAAAAUCAACAGCCUUGAAUAAUAUUUCAGGUUUUUGUUUUGUUUUGGUUGGUUGGUUUUUUUUAUUAUUAUUUUUUUAGCAGUUACAAAAGUAAUUUAACAAAAAUAAAAUCAGAAAGUAGUCUAUUGACGUUGUGUACUCGGUAGUCCUGUCCCUGCCUGUAACAGAUUUCACUGAUGUAUUUUUUAAUACAGAAAAUUAUGUGAAAAGUAAAACCUGCCCCUGAUUCUGUCUGACCAAA
Messenger RNA from Vidua macroura (Pin-tailed whydah), 5961 nucleotides. It is a transcript of the gene ZMYM4, whose product is annotated as zinc finger MYM-type containing 4. The coding region runs from base 62 to 4369 and encodes 1435 amino acids. The record is from RefSeq and is a predicted model, not a curated record. NCBI's taxonomy places the organism in Eukaryota, Metazoa, Chordata, Aves, Passeriformes, Viduidae. The transcript has 27 exons. Gene Ontology annotation, molecular function: zinc ion binding.